This is a messenger RNA of Fomitiporia mediterranea MF3/22, 3589 nucleotides long. RefSeq names its product AAA-domain-containing protein. The transcript is spliced from 14 exons. Lineage: Eukaryota; Fungi; Basidiomycota; Agaricomycetes; Hymenochaetales; Hymenochaetaceae. Gene Ontology annotation, molecular function: ATP binding; ATP hydrolysis activity. Gene Ontology annotation, biological process: protein import into peroxisome matrix. The record is from RefSeq and is a predicted model, not a curated record. Gene Ontology annotation, cellular component: cytosol; peroxisomal membrane. Bases 29 to 2815 code for a protein of 928 amino acids.
CCAGACUCAUCGUCAACUAGAGACUGCUAUGACUGAGCCUGUUGAGCAAGGCUGCGCCGUCCAAGGAAAGACACGCUUUCUUAUUACAUUUGCGGACUCCAUACCUAAUGGCGGGGACCUUCAAGUGAAUGGCAGGAGCGAUUCGCCAUCUGGAUCUUCCGUCGCUGACGACAACUUUACCAUUGAUGAAAAUUUCUUUGCCGGCUCUACUCUUGCCAGUGUUGGUCGUGUGCCAACCGAGCUCUCGGCACAGGCUGCACAUGCUGAAGGCAACGAUGAAAGUGUACUUUCUUUCUCAGCCGAACCUCUCCUUUCGUCAUCACCGGAUGCAUCUGACAGCUAUGUCAUAUUGAUGUCUACGGAGGAUAUGGGUAAACUAGGUGUUUUUAGCGGAGACUGGUGCAUAGCUGGUUCUUCAGAUGAUACUUCGCGACUAGUGCAAGUCAGAUCCAUUGAUCGUCCUAGAAAUUCCACGUCUGGCAGAUCCAGUGGACUACGAGUAUAUGCACCACCGCAGUUAUUGUAUAACUGUGGCAUAAGAUUAAACAAGGGCAACGCGCUUCCUAUCCGAGCGAGUCCUUUUGGAACGGGGCCUCCCUCAAUUCCAAUCGCUCGCACUGUGACCCUCGCCCGUAUUGCUUCACCAUUGUCUCUAGACAAGACCGGUCAUUCUAUCGCUCUCAAAGCCCUCAAAGCGAAACUAGGGGCGUCUAAAUGCCUUGCCAAAGAGGGUGAUAUUAUUGCUGUUACAGUUGGUAUGGAUGAUACAAUCGAGCUCGACGAAAGCAUAGACGAUGCAUCUACCGAAGAAGAAUACGAUGAGGUAUUCAAAACUAGUAUAGACGCCGAUAACCAUUCUUCAAGUAAUAUUGUAUACUUUGUCGUCUCUAGCCUGGAGUACGACGUUCCAAAAUCCAGCGUUGACUCUGGAGUGGAUGAGUUUUCAAGGACAGCUUCGGGAGAACUGGGUUGUUGGAUCGAUUCGUCCGUGACUAGGGUUGUCCAGGUGGGUCUCGAGCAUCUGCCCACGCCACACACCAGGCAUAAUCCCUCAACCAAUGCAGAUUUCGAUGUCGGCUCAUUUAAUGGCUGCUUCAGUAAGAUCAGUGAACUAAUUUCCGCCGCCUUGGAGAAGGACGCAGCAGCAUUUGGACUGGAUUUGGCCAUUCUCCUCAGAGGACCUGGUGAAUCAGUUGUGAUGACGCUCGUCGACACUGUUGCACGUUGUUUGGGAUUUCAUCUAUUAGAGGUCAGUGCAUUCGACAUUGUAGGUGAAUCGGAUACAAGGACAGAGGCGAGGCUCAAAGACGAGUUCGAAGUUGCAAUGUCGUGUUCACCAUGCAUUUUUCUACUACGAGAUGUUGACGGUCUCAUGCAGACAACUCAGUCGGAUAUGAGCAAAGAACCUACAGUAGUGCAAGCCUUCCAAGAAUGCAUAGAUAAGCUCGCAUCGAACUGGCGAGAGACCGGAUUCCCGGUAGCGGUGAUCGCAACAACUAGCCAGCCUGAACGUCUUUCUGCAUCAAUGCUAUCUUGUUUCAAGCACGAGGUCACCUUUGAGGCUCCCGAUGAACCAGGGCGUUAUGCUCUCCUGAAGUCUUCGAUUAGCAAAGAGAUGCUUGCAGAUGAUGUAUCGCUAGGCGACUUAGCCGUCCAGACUGCAGCUUUUACGGACGAUGAUCUAAACCAUCUAAUUUCAUUGAUGCAUCUUAAUGCGGCCGAAAGGUCCAUGGUUGACACUCGUGAAAACAUGAUAUCCGUUCGCAGCGGAAAACUUAUAUUAAACGAAGACGAUUGUACUGGUGCCGUCGAGAAGUCUCGAAUCUCAUUUUCACAGAACAUCGGAGCUCCAUCGAUUCCCAAGGUCUCAUGGAGCGACGUCGGAGGCCUUGCUUCGGUCAAACAAGACAUUCUUGAUACUAUCCAGCUACCUUUGGACAACCCAUCGCUUUUCGCAGAUGGUCUGAAAAAGCGCUCAGGCAUUCUGCUAUACGGUCCUCCUGGGACCGGGAAGACACUCUUAGCUAAGGCGGUUGCAACAUCAUGCUCUCUGAAUUUCUUUUCAGUGAAGGGUCCUGAACUACUAAACAUGUACAUCGGUGAAUCCGAAGCGAAUGUUCGACGGGUCUUUCAAAGAGCCCGUGAAGCCAGACCCUGUGUCAUCUUUUUCGAUGAAUUGGACUCCGUAGCUCCUAAGCGUGGUAAUCAUGGUGACUCAGGCGGCGUUAUGGACCGAAUUGUUAGCCAGCUCCUCGCCGAGCUUGAUGGGAUGUCCUCUUCGAAGGCAGGGACCGAUGUUUUCGUGAUUGGCGCAACUAAUCGACCAGAUUUGUUGGAUCCCGCACUUCUACGCCCGGGAAGAUUCGACAGGCUAUUAUACCUUGGUGUUAGCAAUACCCAUGAAGCGCAAUUGAACAUACUCGAAGCAUUAACGCGCAAAUUCCGCUUGGAUCCCCAAUUAAAUCUCAUGUCCAUCGCUGAACUGUGUCCUUUUAAUUACACAGGGGCUGACUUUUAUGCUCUGUGCUCUGAUGCGAUGUUGAAAGCGAUGGCACGCAAGGCGCACUCAGUAGAAGAGACAAUAAAACGACUGAACGAAGGACCUCGCUUGCCAAAUCACCAAUACCCACUAACUCCUCAAUACUACCUGAGCGAGCUCGCCUCACCACGAGAAACCGAUGUAGUCGUCUCCGAGAUCGACUUCAAGGAAGCUCUCCAAGAGCUUGUACCGAGCGUCAGUCAAGCCGAGAUGGAGCAUUACAACGAGAUCCAACAACGAUUUAGUGGAGAUUCAGGAAGGGAUCAAGUAAUUUAAGCAUCUACAGUAAUAUACAUAAUUGGACGGUUCUUAGAACCAGCUACGAGAGCCCAGUCCGAACUUGUCUAGCAUCCCAUGGAAGGACUGUGGCAAGAUAGCGCCCAGAGCAGUAGAGUGCUUUGGUGCUGGAUCGCCUAUCUUUUCCCAGCUGUAGGCUAGUUUGCCGUCUAUCAUGAUUUUAACGGAAAUGACUGGUCUAGAUGCAUUGCGAGUGUCAAUGUCAAAGGACGCCCACUUGUAAUUACCAAUAGGCAAAUAUUUCAAAACACGCUCUGCUGGGAUUACAUCGAUGUCUUCAAUAAACCUCUCUGUUCCGUCCUCGUCCACGAUCCGCUGCAGCUGUCGUCUCUCGACACCAUGCAAACUCUCCAUCUCUAAAGUUCGGACAAAGGGAAUGUAGAACAUGCUCAACGGGCUAGUCGAAAAUUCGUAGAUGUUAUGCGACCAUUCGAACGGCCCGUUGUACUCUAUCGCGGCGAAUUCAUGUCGGUCCCCUGAUAAUAUGAAGACGUUCGCUACUGUAUGGAGCUUCUCGAGUAUUUCCUCUCGUUCUUGCUUAAAUCCGGGCCACGCGUCUGUCUGUGCAUCGUGCUGCCACAGUGUUGUGAAAGGAACUGAGGAAACGAUAAACUUGAAUGUACUGGUUUGGUUAACCUCAGCCAGCCAGUGGUACAGAUCCUCGAGCUGCUCUUUUCCUAACAUCGUCGAACGCUCCUCGCCUUCACCAGACGCUCUGGACCGAUAACGGCGAGCAUCCAUGACAAAGUACGC